Molecule: messenger RNA, 1422 nt
Organism: Colletotrichum siamense
Lineage: Eukaryota; Fungi; Ascomycota; Sordariomycetes; Glomerellales; Glomerellaceae
Exons: 4
Coding region: 1-1422 (473 amino acids)
Source: RefSeq, a predicted model, not a curated record
AUGGCAUCUACCACCAUCUCUCAAAGCGUGAUAGCUAACGACGACAUCUUUGUGCGUACAGACUUGGUUGGCCUGGCAGCAAUUUCACUCGUCGAUGGCGACCUCAAGCUACUUUGGCGGAAGAUCAUAAGCCAGGCCUUGACCUUUGAGGAGGCAGUGAAGAUAGUAAGCCGACAUGUGUCGUUGCAUUUCAGCUAUCUGGAAUCCCUCGCAAACACAAAGACGCAACGCACUCUGGUCAUCACUCUGAAGCUCGUUGAGAAAAACGUCAGCGCCAGAAUAAUAGAAGCUAUUGAAAGCAACGCCGACAGUGAGGAUGAAGCAUCGUUGAAGCCUUCUGCAAGGCUCGAGGGAUCUCAAGAGCUUCUCGAUCGACAGGUUUUUCUGGCUCACGGGCAGGCUAUUGAAGAACUAAAAGCAAGACUCAAGGAUACCGUCACUGACGAGAGCUCUUCUUUCCCAAAAUCAGCAUUAACAAUCUAUUAUGCUGGAAUCCGAAAUGUCUUGGAUCGUUUCUCAGCAAAGCUGACAAGGGCAUGCGGAACCAGCGAAACUGGGGGUACGCCAAAAGCUCACAUAAUGGAAUGGACUUGCCCCUCCCGUGGUAGACGACUUAGAGACAGGUACGUCGAAAGGCAGGAUGGAGCAUUCGAGAAGUUGAAGAUGCUCCUCAAUGCAUAUUCCUCUAGAAGAUGGAAAGAAGGAGCGCUACCUAUGAUUGAAGCAGAAGACGCAGGACAGACUCAAUCGAAAUGCAUUGGGCAUCUUCUACCCAGCUUUUGGAACUGGCAGGCGGAUACUCCAACUCACAAAUUCGUCCUCCUUUGCAUUCCCUACAUGAGAUGGGGUACAAAAGCCCAUCAGCCCAACGUAUGCGCGAUUGAGUCAGAUCAGCAAUUCUUCAACUUUCUACGCGCGUCCUAUGACACCUAUCGUACGCAAGGUCGCUGGAAUUGGCUGAGAAAUGUGAAAGCCAUUGAUCUUGUCAAGUUCGAAUUAUUCCGCAACGAACUGGCCAACGUCCACGACUCUGCGUUCUUGCCUGUUGGAAGCGACUUCGAAUAUGAGCAAUCUGAUACAGAGCCUCCUAUUGGACCCAAUCUUAUGAUGCAUCUCUUCGAAAACCCCAACCACGCUGAUAUCUUUCCUGUUCUGCUCCGAAGAAUUCCAAGGAAGAUGAAAGAACGGCUUCGCCCGUGUCCAAAGAAGGGCAGUUCAAUUGGAUGGGGUGUACAGUUUAGAGAAACCUUGAAUGAGAUGUACGUCUUUGCUUUUGGAUGCAUAGGCUUCAUGUUGUGCCUGGUAAUUUCAGUGGUAUACACUCUUAUGAAAGACGACAUACAGGGAGGCUUUGCAAUCGGUGGGUUUGUCUUGGCUUUUCUUCUUUUUUGCGGAGGGACUUUGCAUUCAUACGUCGCUUGA